CCUCCGUCCAUGCCCGUCAACAGAAUAUCGAAUACCAAUUUGCUAUCGAUGGAUCGUAGACAAAAUAAAAAAUUUCAUACAAUAUCAACACAUACCAUUCAUCAAUCUCAAUGAUAUCUCUUUAACUGUACGGUCUUGGGCACUGAUAUACACAAACGUUGACGCGAACUUGGCUUUGUCAAAUAUCCCGUGGGCAAGGACUCGACCACUCCAAGUCAUCCAAUAGGACUUUCAAUACUGGUAUUUCAUCUAAAAAUCGACUGGGCAUGAUAUCUGUCUGAAAGAAAACUAUUCAAUCCGGCCUUGGCUAGGCAGGAAAAUUCCUGCUUUGGCUGCGCAAUCCCAUCAUGGCUAUCAUGGCUACACCGACAGUGGACAGAUUCCUUGAAGGCAUCUCCGAGAUAAUAAAUCGCAGCGAUGCUGAAGAGCUUCGGAAUUGGAUGCCGAUAGAGCCUGCUUUCCCCGAUAUUUAUAACAAUAUUAUACAAGAAAUGAGAUCUCAAUUUCCUGCAGACCCGGAAAAGCCUGCUGAGGUUAGCUCGCAGCUUGAGGAGAAAGUUCGACCUAAACUGUCAUCAGUGUUGCUGACAAACGGCGACGAAUGGACUGGAUUUGCUGCUUUCAUGUGCCAGUAUCUUGUCUACCUUCGAGAGGUCGAUCCAGGAAAUUUACUUAGCACGUACAGACAGUUGACGGAAUUGGUAUCGAAGUGUAACAGCGCACUUAGUGCUUCUGAGGUCGGAGUUGUCAUGUUGCCGGUUGCAGUAACCUACGCAAAAGUGCUGGCCCGACUCGCCCUUGGAUUAGAAAAGCAACCGGAGCUGAUCGCAAACUUCGUAGAGCAAACAGAUGAAGGCGGGGAGCGCCUGUCUUUGCCUGAGAGAGCAGCAAACACAAUACGCAACGGCUUCGUCGCAUGUCUCAAUGAAAUGGCACAAUAUACAUCAAAUCAAGCUACAAAACCUUUCGGGCGACAUGCUGGCAUCUACAAGCUCGCAAAUAUCUGUCUCAAGAUAUUUUUCGGAUGCCAGAAGACAAAAAGUGCAGAGCAGAUUUUUACAAACAUAGGGGCAAAGUCACCGCCCAUCGAGAUCUAUCCGCGAUCAGAACGAGCCACAUACUUAUAUUACCUCGGUCGGUUCUAUUUUACAGUCAAUCACUUUUAUCGCGCACAAGCUGCUCUUCAAGCGGCAUAUGACGAAUGUCACAAACAAGCCACCAAACAACGUCGACUCAUUCUUGUUUACCUCGUCACCUCAAACAUCAUCCUGGGCAAGUUUCCAUCCGAAGCCCUAUACCAGAAGCCCGAGGCACGAGGCUUUCGAGAACGUUAUCAGCCCAUCUGCAACGCUAUACGCAGCGGCGACUUGGCAAGUUUCCGUCGACUCACUGCCAUGGAUAACGAACACGCAGAGUGGUUUCUCUUUCACCGCGUGUUCCUUCAGAUUCGAAGUCGCUGUGAAGUCCUUGUGUGGCGGUCUCUCAGUCGAAAGGUGUGGAUACUCCACGGCGAUCGCGGGCAACCCGAGCUUCGUCGUCCACCAUUCCUCGAACUUGAAGAUCUUGUGACUGUUGCCCAAUAUCUUGAAAAACGUGCGCUUAACCCGCUUAGUUUGAGUGAUGGUGGUCCUGGAAAUCGCCAUACGAAUUGGGUAUUCAUGUCACAAGAUCCUCCAAAAGCCUCCCGUUACGUGGACGAUGAUUUCGAAGGUCUCGAGGAAGACGAUGAAUUCUUCGACGAGGAAGUCAAUCCAUUCCUCUUGCCCGAUUUGCAAGUCAUUGAGAGUGUAGUUAGUAGCUUGGUCAGUCAGGGGCUGAUCAAUGGCUACGUGAGCACACAGAAGAAACUGGCAAUCCAGGGCGCAACAAGGAAGCCUACGCUAGAGGCAGGUUGGCCGAAUGUAUGGCAAACUAUCAAGACAAGAUGCGAAAAAGGAGGAGAGGAUAUUCCGGGGUGGAAAAGACGGAGGAUAGGUUUUGCACAAGGUGGUAGACAGUUCAUGUGAGUGAAGCGAGGCUGUUGGGCUUGCAUCAGACCGCACAGAAUCCUGGGAGGUAUCUAAAUUCAUAGCUCAAAUGCUCAUGUCACCCAAUAAUAGAAAUGUAGCUCAGUUCUCCAUUAAACUGGGAGAUAGGCCGCUAAAGUU
Molecule: messenger RNA, 2147 nt
Organism: Verruconis gallopava
Lineage: Eukaryota; Fungi; Ascomycota; Dothideomycetes; Venturiales; Sympoventuriaceae
Exons: 1
Coding region: 348-2006 (552 amino acids)
Biological process (GO): post-transcriptional tethering of RNA polymerase II gene DNA at nuclear periphery; poly(A)+ mRNA export from nucleus; transcription elongation by RNA polymerase II
Cellular component (GO): transcription export complex 2
Molecular function (GO): RNA binding; double-stranded DNA binding
Source: RefSeq, a predicted model, not a curated record